Molecule: messenger RNA, 681 nt
Organism: Amoebophrya sp. A25
Lineage: Eukaryota; Dinophyceae; Syndiniales; Amoebophryaceae
Source: the annotation of a GenBank genome assembly
AGAACGCGGAUCGGGCGUGGACAUUUUGGAGAAGUCUGGCGUGCGUUGGAGCAAAUCGGGACUACAGGCGAGUACCAGGAGGUUGUUUUGAAACGUUUAUUCACGGAAAAAUCCUUGAUCUCUCAUGAUAUUCGGCGCUCAGGUGAAAGAGAAAUCUUCUUUGGAGUAAAGCUCAGGCACGCGCCGCAUGUCGCGAGGUACCUAGAUUUCUUUACGACGAAGCCUCCUUCUCCGGACAACCAGAACAACAGAGAAGUACUAGUAGAUGAAGAAGUUGUAUUUGAUGCAGUGGGUGAGGACGAUGUAAGUGCAGAACUAAAUGAAGUAGAAGAAAAUAUAGAAGCUGCUUCGCCGGGUCUUCAAGAUACGGAGAAGUUUGAACCAGCAGAAGACAAGAACAUCAACCACGAAGAAGCGUUUGAUGUUCUAGAACAAGUACUAGGCAAAGGUGUUGAUUAUCAACAGGUAUCUGGUGACCCUCAAUCAACAUCUUCUUUAUUUUUACGGAACGACGAGGACGACUACAUCAAAGAGGACCAAGACGAUGAGCAACUUUGGCUUGUUUUCCUAAACGAGGGAUAUUCUUUGAGAGAUCUUCUAUGGUGGGUGAAUUCGGAUGGUAGUGAUGUAGCCCCCAGCCCGUUCUGGUGGUCCAUGAAGGCAAUGUCACAAGCAGUUAGC